GUGAUUCAGUUUAUUAUGGGCUGACCUAACAGAGACCGUCACACAAGGGAAACGCUGCAAGAGCCAGACAGAGUGGAGAGCAGCAGUGUGAUAACAGAAUCCGACACACAUCGCAGAGAGACAUCAAGUCCUAGAAAGGAUCAAAACUCCUUCUAACAUGAACACCUUUGAGCAAAACAUUGACAAUAACACAGACGAUGAUGAGAGCGCUGUGAGCAAUCAUGUCUCCACGACCAUGGGUGCCCUCAUCCUCAGCUUUGUCUUCCUCCUGGGCGUCCCUGGCAACCUCUUCAUCGUCUGGAGCAUCCUGGCACGCACCCGACGACGCUCGAUCACCACCCUCCUCAUCCUCAACCUGGCGUGUGCCGAUGGCUUUCUCAUGGCCCUCACCAUCUUCUUCAUUGUCUACCUGGCCAAGCAGACAUGGGUCUUUGGUAACGUCAUGUGUAAAGUCGUGUUCUACCUCUGCAACUCCAACAUGUACGCCUCCAUCUUUCUGAUCACACUGAUGAGCGUGCACAGGCUGGUGGCCGUGGUGUUCCCGCUUAAAGUGUCCACCCUGGUCAGCAAGAAGGUUGUGAUAAGGGUGAUCGUAUGCAUGUGGCUGCUGGUGAUGAUGAUGUCUAUCCCCUCACUGGUGUUUCGAGAUGUGACAGAGGAAGAAGAUGAUAAUAUAACAAGAUUGGUGUGUGUGCCCAAUCACACCCUGUCUCGACAUGUGAGGUUUCAGUAUGCCUUUGAGACGGUGGCGGGAUUCAUUCUUCCUUAUACAGUCAUCAUAAUCAGCUACGUCCUCAUCCUGAGACGCCUGAGGCAGACCAAAUUCCGCCGAAAGGUCCGCAGCGAGAAACUCAUCCUGGCUAUUGUGGUGAUGUUUGGCAUUUUCUGGCUGCCAUACCAUGUUGUCAACAUGUUACAGGUGGCAGUUGAAUGGUUACCAGAGAAUUCAAAAAGAAGAAUAAAUUUGGACAAUAUCGCUCAGUCCAGUCGUGCAGUGACCUCAGCUUUGGCCUUCAUCAGCAGCUGUGCCAAUCCUGUCCUCUACACCUUCGCUGGGAAGUCCUACAUCAAGAUGAACGGCCUUGCCUUCAUGGCUCGGCUCUUUGAGGGUACGUCUUUGGACCAAACAGGAACCAAAAAGAGUCGGGCCAUGGGUAACGACACAGUGGAAAACAUUACUGUUGAGUCCACACACAGCACAGAAAAGGCUUUAAAAACUGGGAGCUGAGCAUUUAAUAAAUUUUGUGCAUAAAUGAGCGCACUCUGAAAGUAAAAAUUUAUAAAACUACAUUUGGAGUCUGUAGAUUUGCUUACAGCAAAAUUAGAGCCUGAAUUUUCUGUGCUUUAAAAAAAAAAAAAAAAAAAAGCACCAGUUUAGAGGCGACCGCAAAGUAUUUUGUAGAUGUGUUGAAAGAAAUACAAGUUUGACAGGAAGUCAGUGGUGCAGGCACAAGAAAAAUAAAACUACCUGAUCUUUAUAUCAGAACUGAAAAUACUUAACAGCUACAAAAUAACUACCAAGUACUGUAACUACUUAAGGAGCAACUACAUUGAGAAAAACUAAUUUCUCAACGGGUAACAUUAAGUCCAUAUUUAGCAAUAUACAAACAUCCAAAAAUAGUUAAACAUUAAUGUAGUUUUAUGCAGAGAAUGAAAUUUCUAUGUAUAGUAUGUAUACAUUGCACAAAGAAAACCUAAUACCCCUUUGCCUUGUUUGAUCCAUAUAUGUAAUAUAGUUUUAUUAGAUCUGCAAGUUUUAUCAUUGCCCCCUGUGGGAUUUUGACAAUUACCAGUAUUUUUGAUUUCUGUUGCACAAUGUAGGUCUCCGCUUCAGACUUGAGUCAGUUUUAAAGUGUUACGCAUUGAUUUAUUUUAAACUGUACAAUAAAUUUUGAUUUACCCUGUUUUUGUUCAACAUGCAAUUUUGUUUUUUUCAAUAAAAAUUGCAUUUUCUCGCA
Molecule: messenger RNA, 1958 nt
Organism: Siniperca chuatsi (mandarin fish)
Lineage: Eukaryota; Metazoa; Chordata; Actinopteri; Centrarchiformes; Sinipercidae
Gene: ltb4r2b
Product: leukotriene B4 receptor 2b
Exons: 5
Coding region: 158-1228 (356 amino acids)
Biological process (GO): G protein-coupled receptor signaling pathway; immune response
Cellular component (GO): membrane
Molecular function (GO): G protein-coupled receptor activity
Source: RefSeq, a predicted model, not a curated record